Mya arenaria is the source of this 4872-nucleotide messenger RNA. RefSeq lists its product as uncharacterized. The coding region runs from base 188 to 3433 and encodes 1081 amino acids. The transcript has 7 exons. The record is from RefSeq and is a predicted model, not a curated record. NCBI's taxonomy places the organism in Eukaryota, Metazoa, Mollusca, Bivalvia, Myida, Myidae.
GAGACCUAUCGGAAGAGUACCAGACUGAACAAUCUUGUUUUGAUGGCUACAUAAAAUGUGAUCUAACACAGAAGAGGAGGACUCUGAGAUUCUGGUAGCGAUUUUGUUGGUUUUACAGUUCUACUUUGAGAGGUAAGCCAAACACAAAACAUAAACCAUAUGUCUGUUGCCUUUUACCCAUACAUACAUGCUCUGGAUUGAUAUGACCACAAAAGCCAUGCCAGUAGAGCAUAAAAGGGCCUCUUGUUCAUUCAUAAGAGCCAUGGCAGAGACUCAAGAUAUUAAUGCAGACAUUCCAUUUAUGGAUGAGGAUAGAUAUGAUGGUUAUGUGCUUGUAAAACGCCCUGAAGCAUCGGCCGAGCCAUUGAAUAAGGCAGGCUUCAAAAUCAAUUCAGAGAUAAAAGAAAAAUGCUUUGAAAGCGCAACAACGGAAGUGGACAAAAACAAAAACAGAGAAUGGAAUCAAAAUACAGCUGGUUGUAUGCAGAAUGACAAUAGUCCGCAAACAGCUUCAGGUGGUUUUGAAGAGGAAAUAAAGAAUAAGAGUAAGGAUAAAAAAAUAUCUGAUGAUAAAAGAAAGGAAUCUGAUGAAGAUUGUGAUAAGGAAGUUGGUCCAUGUGAUGUUAAGGUUAUGAUUCAAAGUACUUAUGGUGAUAAAGGUCAGGACACUGUAAAUAAAAAUCACAAAGAUCAUAAAAAUCACAAAGAUCAUAAAGAUGGAAAUACAAGUGAAAAGAUGGAAACUGAAAUGAAUCAAUCUGUGGAGAAAAUAUCCCAACAUACAGAAGUGCAAGCAUAUUCAAGUGAAAAGAAAUAUGAUUCUGAUAGUUAUGACCAGAAUAAACAGGAGCAAAAUGAAGACCAAGCUAAGCAUAAGAAAUCAAGUUUAAAAAGAAAAUCAGCGACUGGAGAUGAUUCUCCUGUCCAAGAAAGCAAAGAACCUGCAGCAGAUUAUGACUUUGCUAAUGGAGAGAACACACAAUCAACAGAAAUAGCUUGUAGUAGUGGUCACAAAGUCAAUGCUGAAGAAAAAAAUGUGGCAUAUUCAAGUGAAGCAAAUAAACCAAUUAAGCAUCAGCAAAACCCUUCAGCAAAAGAUCAUGAUAAAUCAGAGAAGGAAGAGAUUAAUCCUGUUGAAAGUGAGCAAGAUGGGAGGUUAGGGAGAACAUAUAUUGACAAAGGUUGCAAUGUUGACACAGGUAAACAUGAGAAAGAAUGCAAAGAAAGCAGUAAGCAAGAAGCACGGAACAAACUACAAAUGCUUGAACAGAAAAAUAAUGCUGCAGAAGGUUCCGAUGGUGAUGUUAAAAACAAACAAGAUGCAGUAAGUUUGAAAACUACUGGAAUGCAUAAGAAAUGUUUUUCUAGUUCAAAACAAGAAAAGGAAAGCAAAGCCAAAAAGUAUACUUAUCAUUCAGAUGAACCUUCAAAGAGUGGAAAUUGGAACAGAGAAAAGGUGCAUGAGCAAGAUGAACCAGACGUUUAUCCUUAUUACAAAGCCAUGGAGAAAGCCAUGGAGAAAUAUGUGUACUUUUGGAAAAGGCGGGAUAUCUAUAGUCAGUGGCACAAGUCGAAAUUUUACGUCAAUGGUCAAAAAUUCACAUGUGCUGAGCAGUACAUGAUGUAUAAAAAAGCAGAAUUAUUUGAAGAUUUCAAAUUAAGAAGUCGGAUAUUAAAGACGGAUGAUCCUCGUAAAAUGAAAGCAUUGGGAAGAAAAGUAUCAAACUUUGAUGAGAGGCUUUGGCGAUCCCAGUGCCUUUAUGUGGUUAAAGAAGGAAAUAAGGAAAAGUUUUCUCAAAACAAGGAAAUGGAAAAAGAGCUAUUUGACACUCAUCCGAAGAUUCUUGUUGAGGCGAGUCCAUAUGACCAAAUCUGGGGUAUCGGGCUGGAUGUAGAAUCCCCAGGGGCGUAUGAUGAAAGCAAGUGGGAGGGGCUGAAUCUGCUCGGGUUCAUUUUAACUGAAGUCAGAGAUGAACUCAUGUUCAAAGCUGGGAGGAUUGAAGAAAAUCAGAAAAAGGUUUACCUAGAAGCGCUUAAGACAAAAUACUGUGAACCACUGGAGCAAAACCUUGAGUAUUUCAGCAUUGUAGGAGAUGACAAGACAGAAGAAAGAGAAGAGGCUUCAAGAAGUAAACCUGAAAGUGAUGUCAUACACAAAAUGAACAAUGACAACAAUGGAGAAACUAAGAUAUCUGAAGCUGAACCAACAAAGAAAGAGAUUGGGACAUGGGAAAAUAAGCCUGGAAGUGAUUGCAAACAUAACAAGAACAAAAACAUCAAGAAUGAUGCAUCUCAGAAAUUUAAAGCUGAACCUACAGACAAUAUCUCCAAAAGAUAUUUGGAACCCGAAAAUGAUGAUGAAAAACGUCAUAACUAUUUUGAUGGCAAUACAAAACCUCCAACUAGAGUAUUCCCUGGAAUUGCUGUUAGACAAGAAACACCUGAAAAUUGGAAUGAAGCAAAAGAAGUAAGAGAAAUGUCAGAUGUGCAAGGAAGGCAACAACAAAAUAAACAAAGUAGCCAGAUGACUACCAAGACCAUAGGCCGUAGAACCUUCAAUAAUAGAAACGCGGAAAAUCCUGAAAGUUUAGAGAAAGGACAGUUGAGUAAAAGUUUCCCUGGGGUGAAAUCUGGAGGGAAAGUCUGUCUUGAUCCUAAAGAGUUUCCACCUCUUACACAUGAUGUCAACAAGACCGAAUUCCAAAGGAAAAUUAGAAAAAAGAAAAAGAAUGACGAUGAAGUUAAAGAAAACAGGGAGGAGAAGGAAUCAAAGAUAAGUAAGCAUGUUGUUGACAUAAAUGAGAGGUCUGAAGAAGUAACACAUGUUGAUCAUACUGGCAAAGAGGUUUUUGAUCAAUUUGACGAUGAAAUGGAUGGUAUGGAAUCAUUUGUCCAUGUAAAGGGUACAGAAGAAAUGCAACAAUUUGAAAAGCAAGACGAAAAUGCUAAACCAGCUGAAAAGUGUGACAUUAAAAAAAGGGAAGGUUUUAAUACAGAUAGUAAGAAAAUGGUUAAAGAAGAGAAAGAAAAAUCACAUGAUAUAGAUGCUGAAGGUUCAUGUUGUGAUGAACAAACUGAAAUGGCUAGUGCAUCUGGAGAUGAGCAAUCCAAGACUCUGCUGGCUGUUUUUCAAUUUCAAGGAACCAGUCUUGUGCAUUCACCAGCAGACCCUACAAAGGAAUCCGUUUCUGAAGAACACCGUGCAGUCAGUGAGAGCUUGUUACCAGAGGAAGUGAAAGGACUGCACAAUUGCAGAACAUUGAUUGAAGAGAGGAAAAGCAAAGACUCUGUGGAAGUCAAAACAAACAGUCCUGGAAAAUUUACGAAGAAGAGCCAUUCAGCUGGUCAUCCUCCAUCACCAACAAAACUAAAACCAAACUACAAGGGACAGUCGUAUCAUAAAAAAAGUGAUAAAGAGUCUGACAUCUUUUAGUUUCUAUGUAGAUUAUAUUUGACUACAGUACAUGUACUAUAUAAGUUGGUCAUCCAACCUAUGCAGUUUUGUGAUUUUCGUACCUAAAAAGCCUAAGACAAGUGAUUGAUACAUUUAUUUGGACAUGCUGUCAGAUAAAGAAUGCAAUUAUGUUAUUUGGCUUUUUUAGCUUGACUAUUCGAAGAAUAGGUGGGCUAUACUACUCGCCCCAGCGUCGGCGUUGGCGUCCGGUUAAAGUUUUAGGGCAAGUUGGGAUUUACACUUUAUAAGUCCAAUACCCUUCAUUCAAUUGACUUAAUACUUCACACAGUUGUUCAGGGCCAUCACAUGAUGAGGUUAGAUAACUCCAUAUUAUGCUUUACACUGAUUAUGGCCCUUGAUUGACUAUGGAACUAAGGUUAAAGUUUUAGGGCAGGUUGGGAUAUUUAUUAAUAACUUCUAUACCCUUUGCUCAAUUGACUUAAUACUUCACACAGUUGUUCAGGACCACCACACAAUGAGGUUACAUAACUCCAUAUUAUCCUUGUUGGGAUUUUAAUAAAAAAAACUUCUAUACCGUUCAUUCAAUGCACUAAAUAAAAUUCAAAAUUAUUUACGACCAUCUUACAACAAGAAACAUAACUCAAUUUUAACCCUAAAUACAAAUUAUGGCCCUUGAUUUUUUUGAUUUUUUUUAAUUUCCUUUGAAAGGCAUAUUUGUAUUUGUAAUAUAAUUCUUAAUCACACUACAAUUAUGGGAAAUCAAGUUAUUUGAAUGACUUGCGCCAUUGUUCUGGCGGGCUGCUGGAAGGGUUAGCAUCAAAGUCACCUUAUGUAUUGAAUAAUUUUAGUUAGGUUUGACAUACAUAAAGAGACCAAACUUGGUAAUAUGACAUCGUUAUUGUAUUCACUUCUAAGUCAAAGCGGCGUAGUCGAGCGCGCUGACUUACGACAGCUCUUGUUCCAUUAAUCAAUUACUAAAUGAUUUCUGCAUUAUUUGCAAAUAUUUGAAUAAUUAUGAUUAUUUAAGAAUGACGGUCUGUAAAUUUGCUACUGAUGGUGUGUCCUCAUUCUUGUGAUCAUAAGUUUUUGCAUGUUUAUACAUUUUUAUUGUCUAUUUUCAAUAUGUACAUUAAUCAUUAUAUGCAAAGAAGAUUGAAUUGAUACAGUUUGUCACGUAAGAUGAUUGUGUGCUAUAAAUAACUUAUGUAACCAUGUUUUUAUUUUAGUUGUUGAUAUAUAUUCAGAAUUUCAUUCCAGUGACAAGCAUUACUUCAUGUAUUGAUAUAAUAUAUUUCUUACUUACAAUUGAUUUUAAUAGCUGUUAAUUCAUUUUAAACUAAUCAUUUGAUUUUUAAACUAAUCAUUUGAUUUUAAAAUAUUCAACUAAACUUUUCUAACUAGUGUAAUACUUAUUUGUUAUUGUUUGUUUAUGUAGUCAUAAAGUUUAAUAGACAAUA